AUGGGUGACUACUCGAAAGCACUUGAAUUUUACGAAAAAUCACUUAAAAUUAAAGGAAAAGCUCUGCCUCCGAAUCAUCCCGAUUUGGCUACUUCCUACAACAACAUCGGUCUUGCGUAUAAGAACAUGGGUGACUACUCGAAAGCACUUGAAUUUUAUGAAAAAGCACAUAAAAUAAAAGAAAAAGCUCUGCCUCCGAAUCAUCCCUCAUUGGCUACUUCCUACAGCAACAUCGGUGGAGUGUAUGACGACAUGGGUGAUUACUCGAAAGCACUUGAAUUUUACGAAAAAGACCUUGAAAUCACGAAAAAAGCUCUGCCUCCGAAUCAUCCCGAUUUGGCUACUUCCUACAGCAACAUCGGUCAAGUGUAUAACAACAUGGGUGACUACUCGAAAGCACUUGAAUUUUACGAAAAAGAUCUUGAAAUCACGAAAAAAGCUCUGCCUCCGAAUCAUCCCGAUUUGGCUACUUCCUACAACAACAUCGGUGGAGUGUACGACAACAUGAGUGACUACUCGAAAGCACUUGAAUUUUACGAAAAAUCACUUAAAAUCAAAGAAAAAGCUCUACCUUCGAAUCAUCCCUCAUUGGCUACUUCCUACAACAACAUUGGUAUGGCGUAUUUCGGCAAAGGAGACUACUCAAAAGCACUCUCAUUCUUAGAAAAGGCACUUCUUAUCAAACAAAAGUCGCUUCCACCAGGACAUCCUUCAAUUAAAGCAACGAAAGAUAAGAUUGAUCAUGUUAAAAAGAAAAUGUAA
This is a messenger RNA of Rotaria sordida, 762 nucleotides long. The record is from the annotation of a GenBank genome assembly. NCBI's taxonomy places the organism in Eukaryota, Metazoa, Rotifera, Eurotatoria, Philodinida, Philodinidae.